UGAAGGAGGAAAUUUAUACCAUGAAUCAGAGAUCCGCGGUGUAAAUUUAGCAUGCUCACCUUGAGGCACAUUUUUAAAUUUUUGUCAUAACUGUUUUGAAGUGGUCAGGAUUUGAAGUGGCGCUGGCCCGCGGCCAAACGAAGCUUCUCAUCGCGAAGUGUUAAUAAGACCCAAUUUACGUGCAACAUAUUUUCGAGCUGAAUUGAUACCAAAUAUUUUCUGCAUCCACAAAUAUCAGCUCGCAGCGGAUUCCAUAUGGCCGAAACCGAAGGGGCAAAUGGGAUUUCUCUGGGGGAAACACGGUUCCAUGGCGUAGACACGAAUGUAGGUGUCUGCGCAAAUGGACAGGAUGUAGAACAAUGCUCGACCAACGACCGGAAAUCCAUAUACAUGGACACAUACAAACACCUGAUCCAUUUGAUUUGGAUAUAGUAUGUACGAAAUUAUUAUUUCAAUUGCGCAGCAUCACAGAACAACGCGCUACGAAAAAACCAACAAUAUCCGUCACGAAUAACAAAUGAUUUUCCACGUUAUUUACGUCUUCCUUACCCUCGCCGUUUCCUCCCUCAGAUCACAGUCCGGUAGAGAUCGAAGACCUUCCAUCAGCAUCCCUCAAGGAAGCGUUGUUGGGACAAAACUGUACGGUGAUUCAGGAAAAGUAUCUUUUGCUUAUUAUGGAAUUCCUUACGCUACUCCACCUAUUGGCCCUUUGCGCUUCCAGCCUCCUCAAAAGCACAGAGGUUGGAACGGCACCUUGCAAGCCUACCAAUACGCUCCGAGGUGUCCGCAGUUGUCUUCCAUGGAUAACUACAAUGAAGACUGCCUAUACCUAAACGUGUGGAUUCCUGAAAAUGCCCAAAGGUACGGUUCGGUUCCAGUGUUGAUUAUUUUUGAAGGAUUUGAGUACGCGAAGAGCAACAAAAUUCCCAUUCCUGGACAGAAUCUGGCCAUGGAGGGUAUUGUAGUGGUAACGGUGAAUUACCGUUUAAACGUAUUCGGGUUUAUAUGCAUUGGAACAGCGGACCUUCGCGGGAACCUUGGCCUGAUGGAUCAGUAUCUAGCCAUGGUUUGGGUAAAAGAGAAUAUACCGCAUUUCGGUGGAGAUUCGGAUAAAGUAACGCUUUUCGGACAUUUGUCCGGUGGUGCUAGCGUGGUCUAUCAUAUGAUAUCACCUAGGACUUCGGGACUCUUUCAAAAAGCUAUUUUAUCGUCGGGAAGCGUUUUAUCACCCUGGCACGCGCCUACUACAAACUUCCAUGCAUCGCAGAAAGUAAUAAAAAAUUUAGGUUGCGAUAGCUACACCGAACUUCUACAAUGUUUGAGAACUAAAUCUACUCAAGAUAUAUUGAAAGCUUAUGAGGAAUAUAUAGAGUCGGGAUAUGCUCCGGAAUCGUUUAUGCCCGUGGUUGAUACCUUUCUUCCGGCAUCCGAUCAAUACUUACCUAUAGAGCCAUCUCGCGCAUUUAAAGAAGGAACUUACAUACAAGUUCCUCUCUUAACAGGAAUAUCGAAACCAGUUGCAGAUCCUCAAUUUAGCCAGUGGAUGGAGCUGGCGAGCCAAGGGUCUAUGAACUUGCAGCAGUUCAUGGAACAACUAAAGAUACCGGAGAUACUCCGACGUUAUCAAUUUAUAAACAAAGAAGAAAUUGCUGAGCUUCUGAAGUGGCGUUACGUGAUGCCUGCACAACAGGAUGCUCGUUCUCUGUUGGAACAACUGAAAACUUUGGAUUUCGAGGCCAAGAUACAGGGACCAGAGAUUUCACAGCUUAAGGAAUUAUCAGAAACUUAUAGUCAACCAAUUUAUGCUUACUUUAUAGAUGAAGUUGGAUUUGUAUUGAAUGCAACAGAUUCAUCUUUUACGACGGAUCUUCUUCUCCUCUUUGGGCCGUUUCUCCUCAAUCAAUUAGGAAGGAGAAGAUUCACUUCGAACGAAACUAAAUUCAGUACGCAUUUAAAGCAACUGUGGACUAAUUUUAUCAUAUUCGGUAAUCCAACUCCAAAUAAUCAUAAAAUAUGGAGAACGUAUAGCCAUAACGAUUAUUACGUGGAGGAGUUCAAUGAAUUUUUAAAUAAAUGGACAAACAAUAGCAUUGAAAAAUAUAGGAAAAUAUCGUUUUGGACUGAGCUUCUACCAAAAAUGAAGAUGCUUUCAGAUUUGAAUUCGAAACCAAAAGAAUUCCAUUAUAGUCCAGAUCCUGCAGCUGGUUUUAAACAUGCCAUGUAUACGUUAGUGGGAUUAGUAAUUGCUCUGUUAGCACUCCUGUUGAUAUGCAUUGUCCUUUUAAAAAAGAGAAACAGACAAAAUGAAAGGCAUUUGCAUAUGGGCUACUAGGAUAGUGUUAUUUUUGU
Messenger RNA from Nicrophorus vespilloides, 2349 nucleotides. Its product is annotated as acylcarnitine hydrolase. The record is from RefSeq and is a predicted model, not a curated record. Lineage: Eukaryota; Metazoa; Arthropoda; Insecta; Coleoptera; Silphidae. The coding region runs from base 518 to 2332 and encodes 604 amino acids. The transcript is spliced from 8 exons.